AUGCCUCGGCAGAAGACAUCCUCCCUCAAGACUUAUUUUGACGAGCUAGAAGAGACCAACGGUGAUGAGGAAUGCAAGGCCUGGUUAAGCAGAGCUUUUGACUCGAGGGCUGCACUAGCAGUUUUCGUCGCUGGGCGUCGGGAAGGAGGGGGAACCGGAAAACAUGUUGGUAUUCUUGAGGGUUCCUUCAACUUUAGCUUUCGCCUCAGCUUCAACGAUGGACGGCCAGAUGUUAUUAUUCGGUUUCCGAAGCCCGGACACCCGGCUACAGCUUAUAGGGACGAAAAAGUUGUGAAUGAGGUCCAGAUCAUGGAAUAUCUCCGCCAAACCACUGAUAUCCCUAUCCCUCGUGUUCACAGCUGGGGCUUAAUUACCGAGAGUCCACAACAACUUGGUCCAUUCAUCAUUAUGGAUUAUGUCAACGGUACACUUUCGUCGACUAUCUUGAAACAACCCGACCAAGAAAAUAUGGUUCUGAACCCAAACAUCGACAUUUUGCCUCAGACGUAG
Messenger RNA from Penicillium cataractarum, 510 nucleotides. RefSeq lists its product as uncharacterized. The coding region runs from base 1 to 510 and encodes 169 amino acids. NCBI's taxonomy places the organism in Eukaryota, Fungi, Ascomycota, Eurotiomycetes, Eurotiales, Aspergillaceae. The record is from RefSeq and is a predicted model, not a curated record. The transcript has a single exon.